AUGCAGCCAUUCAGCCUUGGACUCCCUGAUGGAAAAGUCGUCAGUGGCCUGCACAGCUUGAAUCCCACUUUAGGGUCCUCUAACAAGCAGACUCCCACUCGCAAUCCGACUCCACUGAUUGUGGCCCUGCACGGCGGCACCUAUACUUCAAAGUACUUCGAUGUAGACGAGGUCUACUCUGCUUCGACAGUCAGCAACGCACUCGGCAUUCCGUUCGUGGCCAUCGACAGGCCAGGCUACGACAGUUCCACAGGGUUUACUUCGACGCCCGCGGGAUCCAGCUACGCAGAAGAAUCCGGACUAUGGCUUCAUCGCCACGUCCUCCCGCUUCUAUGGUCCAAGUACGGAGUGUCCAGCGGUUGCAGCUGCAUCGUUCUCCACGCUCACAGUCUCGGAACCAUUUCUGGGAUUAUUGCCGCGACACUGCACGCAAAGGAAUCCGAGGAGGGUGGGAAGAAACCGUCGUAUCCGCUGGGUGGGAUUUCUAUGUCUGGAUUUGGAAGUCAGCCCACCGAGUCGCCAGUCAGUCCCCAGGACAUUGGGACAACGCCGAUUGUGAUUCCCCCCGAGGUAAAAGACAAGAUGAUGCUCCAAGAGGGACACGCCGACCCAAGCGUCUACAAAUACACGGGUGCCUUGAACCAUUCAAUGUCCGUCGAAGAGAUGUCGUCGGCCGGAACAGUCUGGUUCCCCAGGUGGAGGGAGCUGGCUGGGUCCGUGGUGGUGCCCGUGAUGGUCGGUUUUGCGGGUCAUGACCUGAUGUGGAAUGGGAACAAGGAACACCUUGAAGAAUUCACAAGCGCCUUUACUGCCAGCGAAAGGGUCGACGGCAGCGUCAUCACAGGAGCUCCGCACAACUUGGAACUGAGCUAUUGGUCGCGAGGAUGGUAUGCCAGGUGCUUCGGCUUUGCCCUGGAGUGUGCGGCGCGUUUCGAGCAAAAGACGUUGUCUCUUUGA
Exophiala spinifera is the source of this 957-nucleotide messenger RNA. RefSeq lists its product as uncharacterized. NCBI's taxonomy places the organism in Eukaryota, Fungi, Ascomycota, Eurotiomycetes, Chaetothyriales, Herpotrichiellaceae. Bases 1 to 957 code for a protein of 318 amino acids. The record is from RefSeq and is a predicted model, not a curated record. The transcript has a single exon.